UUCCAUUGUGGACGUCACAAUGCGGAAGUUGGACAAUGAGCUUCAGACGAAAACGUCCUCCUCUGGGCAACAUCUGUGAGGAAAUCAAUGCUUCCCCCUUUCCAUUUCUUUUCUAAUUCUGGGGAUAAAUUGGUGACUUGCAGGAACUGAAGGGAAAUGAAGUGAUUCCAGGGAGGGAUUCCAGAUUCUGAGAAGAUGGAAACGGGUUUGUACUUGAAAGAGUUACAGAUGCUGCCAGACCUGCAGGAGUUAGGAGGCUGGUAAAAAGACCUUGGAGGACCGGGUGCUCUAGCCAAUCAGAGCGCAGGCUUUGUGUCUCCGGCGCUUGAGCUUCACGGAGACGGAAAUUUCCUCCUGUGUCCAACAUCUGAUAUUAGAAGGGGAGGAUUUGCAAACAGAAAUCUCAAUACAAAAGUCACGUCAAGAUCUCACAGUCACUCAAUUCACGGGAACUGAAUAUCAUCAGCCUUUGAAUCUAGAAGGAGAAAUGUUUGUCUGUUCUGUCAGCUUCAAAAAGUUUUGGAAAAGCAUCGAGACACACACACCCAAGUGAGAAUUUUCCAGUCUAUGACUGGAGUAACCUGAAGAAACACAAGGACACCUGCACUAUGGAGAAACCGUGGAAAUGUGGGGAUUGUGGGAAAGGAUUCCGUUCCCCGUCUGUGCUGGAAAUUCAUCGACGCAGUCACACUGGGGAGAGGCCGUUCACCUGCUCCGAGUGUGGGAAGGGAUUCACACGAUUAUCCACACUGCUGACACACCAGCGAGUUCACACUGGGGAGAGGCCAUUCACCUGUGCUGAGUGCGGGAAGGGAUUCACUCAGUCAUCCCACCUGCUGAUACACCAGCGAGUUCACACCGGGGAGAGGCCAUUCACCUGCUCCUUGUGUGAGAAGGGUUUCAGUGAUUCAUCUACCCUGCAGACACACCAGCGAGUUCACACUGGGGAGAGACCAUUCACUUGCUCCAUGUGUGGGAAAGGAUUCGCUCAGUCAUCCAACCUGUAUUCACAUCAGCGAGUUCACACUGCAGAGAGGCCAUUCACCUGCUCUGUGUGUGGGAAGAGGUUCCCUCACUCAUCUAAUCUGCUGAGACACCAGCAGGUUCACAGUGGGGAGGGGGCUUUCACCUGCUCUCAGUGUGGGAAGGGAUUCAGUGAUUCAUCCAACCUAUUUUCACACCAGCGGGUUCACACUGGGGAGAGGCCGUUCAUGUGCUUUGAAUGUGGGAAGGGAUUUACUCAGUCAUCCAGCCUGCAGACACACCAGCGAAUUCACACUGGGGAGAGACCGUUCACCUGCUCUGUGUGCGGGAAGGGAUUCAGUGAUUCAUCCAACCUGUUUUCACACCAGCGAGUUCAUACUGGGGAGAGGCCGUUCCCCUGCUCUCAGUGCGGGAAGGGAUUCACUCGGCUAUCCAACCUGGUGACACACCAGCGAGUUCACAGUGGGGAGAAGCCAUUCAUCUGCUCCGAGUGUGGGAAGGGAUUCACACAGUCACAACACCUGCUAAGACACCAGCGAGCUCACCAGUGCUUCCAGAGGUUGGAUUCUGCUACUAUUGCUGCUGUUAAUCACAUCCAGGACUGAAUCAUGUUCAUUCUGAAAGUUGGGAGGGUCAGAGGGUUUCUUUCUGCUGGACUGGUCAGUCUCAUGACUUUGCUUCCAGUGGGCUGAUGCUCUUUGAAUGUGGGAGAGCACAUUUCCACUGAAAUGAUCCAUAAAAGCUGAUGAAGUACAUUUAUUUAUCCUGGAUAGUAAAUAGUGUUGUUCCUACCACUACAGGUAGAUCUAAAAUAAAUACAUUUUUUUUCCCAUUGAGUCUAUAGCACAGGGCUAGACCAGUCGGCUCCAUUGGUCUAUGUCAGCAUUUAUGUUCCACAUGAGUCCACACCCACCUCUCUUUAUCUCCCCCAUCAGCAUGUCCUUCUAUUCCUUUCUCCCUCUUGUUUAUAUCUAGCUUCCCCUUAAAUGUAUUCAUACUAUUCACCUCAACCACUCACUGUGAUAGCGAGUUCCACAUUCUUACCACUUACUGGAUAAAGAGGUUUCUCAAGAAAUCCCCAUUGGAUUAUUGAACUUCUUCAUAAUCUUAAAGACUCCCAUCAGGUUACCCUUCAGUUUUAUCUUUUCUAGAGAAAAGCAGACCCAGACUUUCCCGAGGGUUGAAAUGCUCUCAUUUCUAGUAUUCUUGGGAAUAUUUGUUGCCCCUUCUCCAGUGCCUCUAUUUCCCUUUUCUAAAUGGACAUCAAAAAUGUUAACAGUCCUCCCACUGUAGUCUAACCAUGGUUCGAAACAAGUUGAACAUAACCUCCCUGCUUUUCAAUUCUGUCCCUCUAGAAAGGAACCCUACAUCUGAGCCCCGCACUUUGGACAAGAUGUGAAAUUAUGCGAGAGGGCGCAGAGGAGAAUUGUGAGAAUGCACUAGAGAUGAGGGUCGUCAAUUAGUUGGAGAGACGGGAGCAGCUGAAAUUUCUGUCUUUAGAUCAUAGAGUCAUUAGAGCAGAGAAGGAGGCCAUGCAGCCCAUCGAGUCCAUGUCGACUCUCAGCAGAGCAAACUAGUCAGUCCCAUUGCCCUGUUCUAUUCUUGUUACCCUGAAUGUUUAUUUCCCUCAAGUGUCCAUCCAAUUUCCUUUUGAAAUUAUUCAUUGUCUCCUUUUCCAUUGCCCUUAUAAGCAGUGAGUUCCAGGUCAUUCCCACUCAGUGUAAAAUAUUCUUCCUCACAUUCCCCCGCAUCUCCUCCCCAAAAGCUUAAAUCCGUGUUCCCCAAUCCUUGUACCAUCAGUUAAUGGGAACAGCUUUUCUUUCUCCACCUUAUGUAAACUUGUCAUAAUCUUGUACACCUCUAUCAAAUCUCCCCUGAACCUCCUUUACACCAAGGAGAACAAUCCCAGUUUGUCAUCUAAAAUAAAGAACAAACAGAAUAUGUUAAUGCCUGGAAUCAAAUGGGAAUUUAAAGGUAUUAUGAAAAUAUUGUACGGGACAGUAAAGGAAUUGGGAUUACUCACUUUGAUGUAGUUCAAUGGAAUAUAUCAAUCCGGCAUCCAUGUACAUUUUAGUGAAAGUUAAGGAAGUGUCGAUGAGAUGAACAAGUUGAUAGCUUUAUCUUGGAAAUAUCUGUAUCCUUUGCUUAUGUUCUUUUUUUAGAAGAAAACCACAUUUGAUAGUCUGGCUAAUCCCUAAACUAUCAGCACCAUAUCAGGGGAGAUAAGCAAAGAUCUCGAGAUUAACACCCACUUUCAUCUUUUAAUAAGAACACCUGAAAGUUCAGAAUAUGUGGCAUGAUAUUGGAAUACCGAUUUGUGUGUACAGAUGUAAUUUGUUACUUGUGAAGCAACUAACGUGUAAAUUCAUGGUGAAAGGCACUGAAGAAUGGGUUCCAAACAUGGAGAGCUACUUGACAAAUACCAUGACAUGAAAUGGUUAAUGUGGCCGGGGAAAUGAGACAACAUUUUGACAUCAUUAAGGCACUGACUCAUAUUCCAUGGAGAAACUGACUUUAAAACAAUCAGGAUAGAAUUAAACACACUGGUCACACUCAAGAGAUGAAUUAAAUUAAAGUUAAAGGGAUAAAAAUUUUAGAUUGGGAAAAUCAAGGCCUUGGGCGAAAUAAUACUCAGUAAGAACUGUCCACAAGUUGGAUAGGGGUAAAGAGAGAGCUGGAGAAUCUUUGACAUCCAUGCUUGAUAAGUUGCUUCUUGAUGCUCUUUGAUAUUCCUUAUGUACUAGUACCAUAGAGCUCGUGAAGCUCCUUCAUGAGAAAAGAUCGAGUAGAUGUUACUCCAGAUGGGGCCAGAACAGAGAGAGACAGUACUGCUCCCCUUCAAGAUGUGGGCUGUAAGAAUCCUGGGGGAUCCCCGCUUGGGGUUUUCUUGCUAAUUAGCGAACAAUAAAAUAAGUUUGAUAACUGGCUGUGUAUUUAUUUUUAAUUUUAUUCUUAUGCUUCUCCUGUUUUUAUUCCUGUUGUGAUUACGCUCUGAGUAAGGCUGGUUGAUAGGUGACAGGAUGGGAUAUUGUGGUUUGGGUCUUCAUUGACGAAAUGUUUUAUUGAUCUGAAAGGUGUAAAAGGGGCCAAACUUUGGCAGAAGCCUAGCAGAGCUGAGAAGAAAUGACUUGCUGGGUGUCCUUGGGCUGGCAUGGACAAGAUGGGCCGAAUGGCCUCCUUCUGUGCUAUAACUUUUCUAUGGUUCUAUGUAGGAACAGGGAGACAAACAAGCUCCCAGAGGACAGAGAAAACAAGAGUUCCUUGAAUCGUAGGCGACACCUGGGUGUGAAGGCCACCAUAUUUUCACUGCUUGGCCUGGGAAUGCUGACUCCCUGUACCGGGGGUGGAGUGUGGGGAAAUCAAUUGUUUCAGAGUUUGACAUAUCUUGGACGGGUACAGAUGGAUCAAUGACAGAUUUUUAAUUGGUUCAUUCAAAUAUUAGCUUGGCAAUGAUUGGGUUAAAUCAGUCUCCAUAGACUUUGCAAUGUAUAAAAGUAAAAGAAGUGAUUCCCCGAGCACAGGGAUUUGUAGAGGUUUUACAAAUUACAUUGACUGGUGCCAUGGCAUUUGGGACAGACCAGGGAGCAUUUAUGUGGAGAUGGUGCUUCUAUCCAGAGUGUAA
Messenger RNA from Carcharodon carcharias (great white shark), 4606 nucleotides. RefSeq names its product zinc finger protein 239-like. The transcript has 3 exons. Bases 609 to 1589 code for a protein of 326 amino acids. NCBI's taxonomy places the organism in Eukaryota, Metazoa, Chordata, Chondrichthyes, Lamniformes, Lamnidae. The record is from RefSeq and is a predicted model, not a curated record.